Drosophila obscura is the source of this 3809-nucleotide messenger RNA. RefSeq lists its product as uncharacterized. Gene Ontology annotation, molecular function: DNA binding. The transcript has 6 exons. The record is from RefSeq and is a predicted model, not a curated record. Lineage: Eukaryota; Metazoa; Arthropoda; Insecta; Diptera; Drosophilidae. Gene Ontology annotation, biological process: regulation of transcription by RNA polymerase II. Gene Ontology annotation, cellular component: NSL complex. Bases 97 to 3678 code for a protein of 1193 amino acids.
CGGCGCGGUCACGCUGGGUCACACUAAUGCCGUGUUUUUUUUCGCCGAAUUACAUUUUUUCGGAAUUAAUUUCAUUUUAAGCAAAGUAAAAGCAAAAUGGGACGACGUUGCUGCGUAGCCAAGUGCCCGUCGACGUCGCGUCUCUUGGAGCACCACGGCGUCACAUAUCACUCGUUUCCGCUCGACCCGAUUAUCCGGACCAUUUGGAUCAAGAACUCGCGCAUCAGCCUGGACAGGCAGAUUACGAAGAGCGUUCUGGUGUGCUCGCGCCAUUUUCGACGAGUCGAUUUCAAUGCCAUACGCAAUGGGAAAUAUUUGCUGAAGCCGCGCGUAUUUCCCACGGUUUUUCCAUGGGGCAAAAUGGAUGCCUCUGAAAUUGAGGCCGAUCAUCGUGCUCUUCAGCAGGUCAAUGUGGACGGCACAGCCGCUCCGGGCGCUGCAAGCAGUUCCGGCAAUGAGGAUGUGAUCAAGGCAACUGUGGAUCAAAUUGUUUCGCAAAUCAUGGCCGAGUCAGCGGAGCGUAAUGCCACGGCAGCUGUCGAAGCAGUCGUCAGUGAGGAUAAGGAGAUGGAAGUGGCCAAAGUAGUUGCCGCCGAAGGGGCUGAGAGCGCCGUCAAAGAGAGUAGUUCGACUGGAGAGGAUUCAACCGAAACUCCCCCAAAUGAUGGCGAAACAGCAGCGGCUGGAGCUGCCGAACAAAGUGCAGACUCUCCGCAGCCUUCCACAAGCAACGAACCGAAAUACAGCAAUCCCCAUAAUUUGAUAAUAGGAGCACGACUCGAGGCCAAAAGCGUGGAUGGCUCUUGGCUGCCCGCUCGCAUUGUGGAGGUCAACGAAACGGAUCAAACGCUCCUCAUCCGCUUCGAGCGGAACAAUAAGAUAAAGGUGAUGCCCUCGACCAGCGGCUCUUAUCAGGAGUGGAUGGCCAUCAAAUCGGAACGCGUACGACAACGCGUCAGCAACCGAAUCCUACCAGUGUUCGAAUUGGAAGAGAAAUGCAUGGCUCGCUGGUCGGGGCCGCGUAAGUUUCCGGGCACCAUCAAGAAGCUGCUGGGCCACGACACCUACGAGGUACUCUUUGACGAUGGCUACUCCAAGAACGUUCGUGCCGUGCACAUGAACAAGCUGCCGAAGCCAGCUGCCGCUGAGGACGUGGAGACUGCUCCAGCCAAUACGACGGCCGUGAAGAGGGCAAGCACUGGCCCUGCCAGUGCCAGUGGUGCCUCGAGCAGCAAGAAGAGCAAGACCUCACAGCGCAAGGAUUGGCCACUGCUCGACAUGUCUAGCUUGGAUAUCGAUGCUCUGGGAUUGCCGGAGAUACCGCACGAUGGGGAAUGGACCUGCCACUGGGUGAACGAUCAGCCGAUUGGCACCGAAGGUUUUCUAAUUGUGGGCGAGCACCAGAAGCCCACGGUGAUUGUGGAGGACUGGCGUCUGCCCCCCGGCUGGAUCAAGCACAUGUAUCAACGCUCGAAUGUCCUGGGAAAGUGGGAUGUCAUUCUGGUCUCGCCCAGCGGCAAACGAUUCCGCUCCAAGUCAGAUCUGAAAGUGUUUCUCGAGUCGCAGGGAUUCGUCUACAAUCCGGACGUGUAUGACUUUAGCAUUCAUCGCCGUCGCGCAAAGGACAUCAAUGCCUACGUCUACACUGGCGACUACAGUCCACAGCCGCCGCACAAGCCCAAGACAAUGAAUGUCUCGUCGCUGGACAGCAGCAUGGACCAGAGCAACACAACAUUGUCAGAUAUGUCCGCGACACCCUUGGCAGCAGAUGCACCGGCCCGUCCCGAGGACGCUCAGUAUAUGGAGGCACCCGUAGCCUCACUCAGGCCACCAGCAGAGCUCAUGUCGCCACAGAACCAUCUAACAGAUGAUGGCCAUCCAACCGCUGACAUGCCAGAAGCCACUGGCAGUGGCACCUCGUUGAACGUGCCUGUGGACGAACAGGGCACGGUUCUGGUCGAGAAUGGCUAUGCUUUUAUUGGCGGCCUGAAGGUUUUCAUCGUGGAUAAUUUGUUCGUUUGCCCGGGCGAGGGAUGCGGCAAAACGUAUCGCAAGGAGGAUGUUCUGCUCAUACACAUCCGUCACUACCACAAGGAGUUUGCCGAAUAUGUCAGCCACUGUCCCAAGAUGCAGGAGCUGGCUGUUAAGCGGACCCAUGCCUCUUCCAUUGAGCAGGGCGAUGCUGUGCCCAAGAAUCAAAUACCCAAUCAGCAGUUCUUUGCCAAGAUGCAUCAGCAGGAUAUGCAGCAGUCGCGAUCCUUUAAGCGCCAGGGCACAACACCAGGAUCCACACCGGUAGCGACACCAUCGCCUAAAACUCCAGGGACUCCAACGGGCAUUUCACCCACUAAAUCGCAGUCCUCGCCCAAUGUAGAAAAACCGGCCACGCCCUUGCCGGCAGCUGAGAACACUGGGACCCCAGAGCCUCUAGUUAGUCCCAAAGUGAGUGCUGCUGGAGCUGGCGCUGGUGCUACUGCAGCAGUCCCCUCGCCAGCAGUGCCGCCGGACUCGCCACUUGGUCGCUCAGGCAAGCGACCACGUUAUUCCUCCUCAAGACGUUCGUCGGGAUUCCGCAAGAGCAAUCGCCAGCGCUCACGGCGUCGUCCGGUCCAUCCCACAACUGGUGGACCCACCACUGCUGAUCCGGACACCACCGAGGAGAUGCAAAAAUCUUUGAACACGCCUACGCUGGAGGGGCGCCCCGAAGCUAAGAAGCGUCGAUUGUUAGCGGGAACAACGCCCAGCAGCUCACCUGCCACAGCGGACACCGCAGUGUCGACACCCUCGUCCAAUGAUCAGGCAGACAUCAACGCGGCUGUGGCUCCGCCGCUGACGGAGACGCCUGGCAAGGCGCCGCAGUACAUCAAUGAGAAUGGACAACUGAUUCGAAUUGUGCGCAUGCGUCAGGAGGAGAUCAUCAAUUGCAUCUGUGAGUACGGCGAGGAGGAUGGCCUGAUGAUCCAGUGCGAGCUGUGCCUGAGCUGGCAGCAUGGGGGCUGCAAUGGCAUUGUCAACGAGUCCCAGGUACCGGACAAGUAUGUCUGCUACAUCUGCCGCAAUCCCCCACGGGUGCGCAAGUCGAUGCGCUACAAACACGAUCAGGAGUGGCUGUUCGAUGGCAAGCUUCCAGCGGCCGCGUAUCACACAACCAAUCCACUGACGGGCAAGCAGUCAGAGCUGCUUAAGCGCUCGCACACGCUCACUGGCAAUCUGCUGGAUGUCAAACGCGCGAUGCACUCGCUGCGUGUGAAGAUGAACAUUUCCCGCAAUCGCUGUCAUCCCAAGCUGUAUCUGUGGGCCAAGCGGUGGGAUGAGGAGCAGGGCGAUGCCUCAGCGUCACCCUCGAAGCGUUCAAAGCCAGAGCAACCUGGUUUUCCCCAUGUCCCACAGCCCGAGGCCGCCAUCGAUCCCGAGGAGUGUCAGUUUCGCUUAAUCGAGCAUGUAAAGGUGCAGCAGUCCCUGGUCCUGAAUCGUCUCAACGAAAUCGAGGCCGAAAUGGAUGAGCUAGAAAAUGAGGACAUCCUUAAUGAUCUGAAGGACGCAGACAUCUCGGUGACCAAAGAUGCCGUGGCCACAUUUGUCAGGGAGCUGGAGACAUUAAAGCGCUUGGCUCGCCUCAACUAUGUGGGCAAUGAGAAUAGCAGGGAAGCAGCAGCCCCGGCCAAUCCAGCCGUUUAAGAUUUUUAUUUUUAAAUGAUUGAUAAAUAAGAGAUCCAGGAGAAGCCUCUUCGUUUUAUCUCUCGCUCUCUGUGAGAUUACAAAUAAGUUACAACUUAACUUGCAUUCAGAAUAAAUGUUAAACCUAAUCG